AUGGCCGAACUUGUUCCGUAUUUCGAUGGGAUGCAGCAAGGGCAGGGAUACAAUACCUACCUUCAGCAAAUUGGUCUCGCUGACGCUGUCACUGUCACCUCUGGUCCGUCAGAGUCCGAAACUUACGACCUCUUCUAUUGGAGCGAAAGAAUCGACGACUAUACUAAACUUGCGCGGUCCUUGGAGAUAACCGCUGGCGCUGCUAUUUCAGGCUGGGGGCAGUUGUCUCAGAUCGACGCUAGCUACCUUGACCGGCUAAGUUUUGAAAGCAGCACGGUGACUUAUCAAGUUCAGGUAUCAUCCAGGCAGCAAGCAUCGAUUGGGAAUACGUAUACUUUCAAUCAGAUCAGCACCGAUACCCCGAACACCUUGUAUGGAGAUCGUUUCAUUGCAGACUUCAUCCGAGGUGGUCAGUACUUUGCCCGCGUCUCCAUUACCGCGGUCAACCAAUCCACCAGUGAAGAGGUCAAACAGGCAGCCGAGGUUGCUUUCUCGAUGUACGGGGUCUCCGGGACCGUCACAGACGAAGUGAAAAAGGCCGUGGAGACAAUCAACAGACAUUCCCGUGUUACUGUCUGGAUCCAUACUUCUGGAGGCGGGGGUCGGGCUGGGAAAAUCCAUGCAGAACCUCACGACAGUGACGACUCACCACUCUUGGAGAUCAAGGAAGGCGCGGAUAAUUUCUACCAGGAGUUGAGGGAGGGCAAGCAUAGAUACAGACGAUUUGCACUCCUGUGGAAAUACACCAACGUCCCGAAUUUCAACAGUGCAUUCACCCCUUUUGACUACACUGUCGCCAACCAGAGGAGCUGGUACCUCUUUGAAGACUUCACACAGUACGAUGCAUACAUUGAGCUUGUCAGGAAGAUUCCAGUCCAAAAGUUCAACAACGGCAGAGAGCAACAGGCCGAGCUGUAUGAGGAAGGCACGAACAUACUUACAUUGAUCCGGUCCAAAGUCCAAGCAAUCAACGAAAACCCGGAGGAAGUGAACACACCACUUUCAUACCCCUACCCAACGGAGUAUAAGAAAAUAGUCCUACUGGCUAUCAAAACAGUUACAAUGAUAGCUCAAGAAAGAACCCUCGACAACGGCAGCUUCAGUGACAUUGCACUACCCACUCUCCUCGGAAACGCCCGAACCCUCUUCAAGUUCCAAACAUACGACUUUGACACUGGGUUCGGCAAUACGGUUAUCUCCUUUGGAAGGAGAGACUCAUCAUUCAUAUGCCUAAGCGGCCAGCGAGUAUCCGAUGGCUACCAGGAAGAAAGCGUCUUCUGGGCAUUUGAACUCCCGGUAGAGGAAGUUUCAGCCGAUCAUGUCUAUGUGGGGAGAAUGCAAACGAAGGACUUGCUUCUUUUGAGUCGGACGAACCCUGGUCCUAGGCCUUUGUUGACUUUCUAUGCUAAGAGUAAUUGGUGA
Molecule: messenger RNA, 1422 nt
Organism: Aspergillus welwitschiae
Lineage: Eukaryota; Fungi; Ascomycota; Eurotiomycetes; Eurotiales; Aspergillaceae
Exons: 12
Coding region: 1-1422 (473 amino acids)
Source: RefSeq, a predicted model, not a curated record